GUGCCUGCCUCAGCUGCCGCCGUUGCAAGACAUUGUGGAUAACUGCUCCUCUGCCUCUUCGGGAGCGAGUUCCUCGACGGAAAGCUCUUGUCUUCCUCAUGCUGAUAUCGAACCGACAUGGCCGCGGCCGAUGGAUUUGGACAUAAAAAAGGUUUCUGCGAAAGCGACUUGGGAAGGGCAUAGCCUGACCGGCCUCGAGCUCGAUGCCUCUGUUGCUGUGCUUCGGGACGACUUGACGGGUCAGAUCAAGCAAUCCCUCGCCGAGCUGCGAGAAGAGGUCAUUUCCCAGUUGGAUGAGCUUCGAGGGGAGCUGACCAGCGGGCUAGAUGCUGAGCAGGAAGCACGGGAUUUAGAUAUGGCUCAGAUGGAGGACGGUAUAAUGCGGCAGAUAAGCGAGGCGAGCAUUGCUAUUACCUUUGAUGAUGCGCCGCUGAGAGCUUCCUUAUCAUUCCCCGACCAUCCCUUCUGGUAGAAGACAUAUCUGAGGCAUUUGCCUUGCUGAAGCCCUUUCAGGUGGUUGGUGAGUUCCCUUUUACUGUCGGCACCGAUGGGUGCCUUGAUGAAGAACCAGAGAUCAACAGCCAUACUGGCUGAAAGACAGGAAGGGGCUGGUGCAAAUAACAAGGACUGUAUUGUAUUAU
Messenger RNA from Cryphonectria parasitica EP155, 641 nucleotides. RefSeq lists its product as uncharacterized. The record is from RefSeq and is a predicted model, not a curated record. Bases 131 to 472 code for a protein of 113 amino acids. The transcript has a single exon. NCBI's taxonomy places the organism in Eukaryota, Fungi, Ascomycota, Sordariomycetes, Diaporthales, Cryphonectriaceae.